AUGUACAAAGGUGGAAGGCGGCAGGAAGCGUAUGGGGUCACGGUCUGGCAUGCGCAAACGCGACCUUACCUCGCCUUAUGCUUAAGGCCCCUUCACCUUCUGGCAACACUACCCAAGACGCCCUUCCAGGCGCCACCCUCUCACAAGCCUGUGAAGCGCAAUAAAACUGCCGGUACUGCCGCUCGUCUGAAGCCCGCAAGCUUGAUCGGAUGCUCCAGCAAGACUUCGAUCCCAAACUCCAAGAGUCAGCCCACCAAAGCAUCUGAUGGCCGCCCUGCACAACAACCAGCUCUUGCCAAAGACGAGGACGACGAGGAUGAUUUUUUGGACGAAGAUGAACAAGCGCUCUUCACCCCCGACGGCGCUGGUAACCCUUAUGUUCAAAGCGGCAAGCCAUCAGCCAAGGCUUUCAAGAAGGCCUCGGCUGAGGCUUUCAAUGGGCGUCGCAGUGCUGCAUCAUGCAAGGCACAGUUCUGGGCUCUAAAGCAGGUGUACAGCAAGAUUGCGGAUGUUCACUUGUGCACUGGAGGUGCCGGUGACAUUGAUGAGCAAGUGUCUGAGGAUGAACAGCUCCAGGCAAAGAUGGACUAUCUCAUGAAGACGCGAUCCUUGGAGUUUGGCCCAUCAAUUACACCUGAGAUCAUUCGCCAGUGGGAUACCGAAGGGUGGUUCAAUAUGCUAUCAGUUGGGUUGGGCAAGAAUUUAGAGCUCCGCCAGCCCAAGCCUCGUCACUCCGGAUGCAUCAGUGACUGCAAAGACAACAAUCAAAGCAACAACGAUGACAAUGAUGAUGUUGAUCAGCAGUUGCCAUCAGCCGGUCUUGUACGCGAAACAUCGUUGAAAGCAGCAGGAUACUGGCCACUCAACGUCCCACCGCACAAGUCACGCGCAGUCAAGGGGGUUGUUGCCGCUGCGGCUCAGUCUGCUAGCGGUAUGUUUGCAAUCGCAGAUGCUAUGCGCGAGAGUAUGGCGAGACAUGAUGAGCUCUAUGCUCAGAGGGCAAAACAGAAGGAGACCGAACAGCAGCGUGUCGCGAGGGCUGCUAAGUAUAAUAAGUGCCAGGAUCUUGUAGGCAAAGCGUCUCGGAACCUGGAUUUGUAUUCGAUGGAUGUCGUUGAUCAGGCCAAAAAUUUCAUGAUGAAGUACUUCAAGUUUGAUGAAUUUUAA
Molecule: messenger RNA, 1167 nt
Organism: Phanerochaete carnosa HHB-10118-sp
Lineage: Eukaryota; Fungi; Basidiomycota; Agaricomycetes; Polyporales; Phanerochaetaceae
Exons: 5
Coding region: 1-1167 (388 amino acids)
Source: RefSeq, a predicted model, not a curated record